This is a messenger RNA of Carassius gibelio (silver crucian carp), 6090 nucleotides long. RefSeq names its product FH1/FH2 domain-containing protein 1. The transcript has 29 exons. The record is from RefSeq and is a predicted model, not a curated record. Gene Ontology annotation, molecular function: actin filament binding. NCBI's taxonomy places the organism in Eukaryota, Metazoa, Chordata, Actinopteri, Cypriniformes, Cyprinidae. Gene Ontology annotation, biological process: cortical actin cytoskeleton organization; actin filament network formation. Bases 335 to 4678 code for a protein of 1447 amino acids. Gene Ontology annotation, cellular component: cytoskeleton; cytoplasm.
CCCUUUCACUAACAUGCGAGGUUUAUCAAGACAAGCAAACAUAGCCUAUAAAACAUGUCCUAUUGAAUGAUUUAUUGCUUCUGUACUUGUCUUGAGUGACACCACGAAUGCGCGCGGCUGAGCGCAUAUCAGUCGCUGUAUUCCCAGCGUGUGACUCACUGAUGACGUCCCUGCUUCGCUCUUUAAUUUGACUACAGCCCAGUUUCAGUUCAGUGUUGACAGCGGCGCGUGGCGAGCUAGUGGCUUUCUUAUUUUAGAUGACAUUUUGCAACAAAACGGAAAACUGCGGUGGAAAGCGAGUUUAACUUUUAGACUUUGUGACCACGAAUGAGCCAUGGCUACAAUAACGUGUCGAGUGCAAUACCUGGAGGACUCGGACCCGUUCGUGUGCACAAAUUUCCCCGUGCCCCGCAGACCUCUGCAGUAUGAGCUCAACGAGCAUUUGCUGUUGACCGAACAGAUCGCCGGGAUUCACAAGCUGCUGGAAGCACCUUUGAAGUUAGAGGAGUGUACACUGCAACUGGCUUCUAAUGGAAACUACCUGGAUCUGGAUUCAUCCCUUGCUGAACAGAGAGAUGAUCUGGAGCAGCUCUAUGAUGACGUGGAAAAAGGCAAAAAGCCCAUCUUGAUUCUUCGUACACAGCUCUCAGUACGGGUUCAUUCCAUCCUAGAGAAGUUGUAUAAUUCCCAUGGUCCUGAGCUUCGACGGUCCUUGUUCUCAUUAAAGCAACUCUUUGAGGAUGAUAAGGACUUGGUUCCAGAGUUUGUGAUCUCCGAGGGUCUGACGUGUUUCAUUAAAGUGGGUGCUGAGGCAGAUCAUAACUACCAGAACUACAUUCUCAGAGCUCUCAGUCAGAUCAUGCUGUUUGUGGAUGGAAUGAACGGUGUUGUGAACCACAAUGAGACAGUACAGUGGCUGUACACACUGACUGGCAGCCUGUCUCGGCUGGUUGUGAAGACAGCUUUGAAGUUGCUGAUAGUGUUUGUGGAGUACACGGAGUCCAACAGUCCACUGCUUAUUCAAGCUGUCAGCACUGUGGAUGGCAAGAGAGGUGUAAAGCCUUGGGCAUAUCUAACAGAGAUCCUGUCAGAGAAGAACGGAUCAGACACAGAGCUGCUCAUCUACACCAUGACCCUCAUCAACAAGACUCUGUCUGCGCUUCCCGAUCAGGACUCCUUUUAUGACAUGACAGAUUGUUUGGAGCAGCUAGGAAUGGAAGACAUCGUCCAGAAACACAUGACUGGCAGCGACACCGAGGGUGCCCUCAAACAACAGUUCAUCAUUUAUGAGAAUGCCCUCAAGAAUGAAGAUGAUGAGAUUGAUGAAGGGACACCAAAUGUCCGUAAAGACCGAAGGAAACUGACACCCAGCGAGCAGGAGGGCAGGAGGAGCCGACGGUCAUCUUCUCAUAAUCUUACAGAUAGUUCCUUUCAACCAGCUUCCCCAACUGUAUCUGUCUCGUCUGACAGCCCUUCCCCAGAGGUGAUGGAAACAGCCUCCCCUCAGCUGUCAGAUUCCUCUUCUUCUCCUGUUCCUGGCAGUCCUGUGUUUACCAGUCCCUCCUCUACGACCCCUAGCUCCCUUACUUCUCCUGUCACUCCAGCGACUAAUGGAGCAGAGUCCACAACUACAGCGGAGCAGGAACAAAACUUGGGGCGCUCUUUUACAAGUCAGUACAUAGCACACAUGGGAAUUUCUAGAAGGAGGUUAAAAAAGGAGCGGUCUAUAACACAGGAAACCUCAAGCAUCUCCAGCAGGGCGUCUUCCACAGAAACAGACUCUCCUCAGGAGAUCCCUUCCCAGACGGGAGCGGAGCAGCCCAGCCAGACGGAGGGAAAGCAAGUCUUCAAACCGCAGCAGGCAGACAGUGUUUGUCCAGAGAGUGUGAAUAGAGACUUGCCGGUUCUGAGGAAUUAUGCAGACAAUUUCUUGCGUAGUCUGGCUGCAUCCCAGUGGGAGAAGAAGCAGAAGUCAUACGGCGCCCAUGAGAGACCUUCUUCUCCGAGCGAGAGUGUGGUGACUCCAGCCAUAGAGUUAUCUACUGAAGACGAGCAGCCAGUCUCCAGCUCAACCACCACAGGAUCUAUUAGUGGUCAGGAAUCUCAAGAGGUAAACUUGACCGGGCACACCCUGGAGCAGCCAGAGGACACAACAACAGCCCACAAUGAAGCAGAGGGUGGUUUGCAGCGUCGGGGAAGUGCAGCAGAACAGCACAGCACCCUCUCUAAUGACAGGAAGUUCAUGUUGGAUAUGCUCUACUCCAAAAAAAACACCCCUGAAGGCCUAACAAUUCCUGGUCUAGAAAGUACACUUGAGGGCCAUGGGAUCACCCGUAUGGCUGGACGGCUGUCCAGGUUUCAGUCUAACACUUCUCAGCCCACAGAGGACACAUCCAGACGGGAGGACCUGGAGAUCCCUGAAAGUACUGCUCAGGCUGCUCGUGCCAGGCUAGCAGAGGUACGGGGCAAGAAGCUGCGUCCACAGUACAGUAUUGAAGCGGAGACCCAUUCACAGAGUUUAGAGAAGACAAAUAUGACCCCAUUACCCAGGGGUAGUCGGGAUGCCUGGGAGAAGCUGCAGCCCAGCUCCAGACCUCUGCGGAUUAAAGAUCUUGACUUCUCAGAUCUGAUGGAGGAGGAGGAUAUUGAUGUGCUGGAUAUAGACACUUUUGACAUUUAUUCACCUGAUGGAAUACCACCGCCCCCUCCUCCAGGGCCAGGACUGUGCUCUGCUCCACCACCACCACCUCCUCCUCCUCCUGGAACUCCUGGUCUGGCUCCACCCCCUCCUCCUCCUCCUCCUCCUCCUCCUCCUGGAACUCCUGGUCUGGCUUCACCCCCUCCUCCUCCACCUCUUCCUGGGGGUUUAGGUGUGCCUCCUCCACCUCCACCUCCAGGACUCCUCCCUCCGUCCCCGUCUCAAGGAAAUGCUUUUCUAAAUAAACGGAAAACGGUCAAGCUGUUCUGGAAGGAGCUUAAUCAGCCCGACAGCCCCAGGAAGUGCAAGUUUGGGUGGGGCACAGUUUGGGCUUCACUUGAUAAGGUUGCAGUCGAUACAGCUAAGCUGGAGCACCUGUUUGAGUCCAAGGGAAAGGAUCUUCCAGUAGCAAAGAAAGGUGCUGAGAUCAAGAAAGCAGCCAUUUUAGUGCUUGAUCCAAAGAGGAGCAAUGCCAUCAACAUCGGCAUGACUGUUUUGCCUGCUAUACAUGUCAUUAAAAGUGCCAUCCUCACCUUUGAUGAGUUUGCCAUCAGUAAAGAGGGCAUUGAGAAAAUCCUGACCAUGAUUCCCACGGAUGAAGAGAAACAGAAGAUUCAGGAGGCGCAGCUGGCCAACCCUGAUGUACCACUGGGCACAGCAGAGCAGUUUCUGCUCGCUCUCUCAUCCAUCAGUGGCCUCACAGCCAGAUUACAGCUCUGGGCCUUUAAACUGAACUAUGAGACCCUGGAGAAGGAGAUUGCGGAGCCUCUUUUUGACCUGAAACUGGGAAUGGAACAACUCUCCAAGAACAAAACCUUCAAGCGUAUCCUAGCAACACUACUGGCCAUUGGCAACUUCCUCAAUUGUGCCCAUGCUAAGGGCUUUGAGCUCAGUUAUCUGGAGAAGGUUACUGAGGUGAAGGACACUGUACACAGACAGUCUCUGCUUCAUCAUACCUGCAAUUUUGUGGUGGAAAACUACCCAGAUUCGACAGACCUUUACUCUGAGAUCCCUGCUAUCACACGCUCUGCUAAGGUGGAUUUUGAGCAGUUGUCUGAAAACCUGAUUCAGUUGGAGAGAAAAUGCAAAGCAUCUUGGGACAACAUUAAAGUAGUGGCCAAACAUGAAACUAAACCUAACUUGAAAAGCAAAAUGACAGAAUUUCUGAAAGACUGUACUGAAAGGAUCAUCAUCCUGAAAGUAGUGCAUAGACGCAUUAUUAAUAGGUUUCAUUCCUUCUUGCUGUACUUGGGUCAGCCCUCAUACUCGGUGCGGGACACUAAAGUAACUCAGUUCUGUAAGAUCAUCAGUGAGUUUACCCUGGAGUACCGCACCUCACGAGAGAGAGUCCUCACCCAGAAACGCAAGCGUGCCGUCCACCGGGAGCGCACCAAGACACGGGGCAAGCUGAUCACUGAGACCGAGAAGUUUUCUGGAGCAGUUCCACAGCUCUCUCUGGAGGACAACCUGUCCCCGGUUUCUUCAACAGUAGAAUCCGAGCCAGCCCAAGAGGAGCAUGAGAACAUGAAAAACCUGCUCAUUGACAACAACGACAACAGCAAGCUGCGCAGGAGCCGUGCUGUACGAAAGAUUCUUACCAGUGGUGAGGACACUUCUCCAGUUUCACCCACUCUUCAGAUGAGUGAUGAAGAGAGGCCUUAUGACUCUGACAGCGUUCCUACUUCACCAGUAGAGAGCCAGUCAGCACAUAAUGAUGAUGAUGAAGGUCUUGGCAGAGUUAGCACAAGCAUGUCUGUAGCCAAAGAGGACAGCCCCAGCUCACAGGACGAUGCCACAGAUGAGAUCAUGGAUCGUCUGGUUAAAUCUGUCACCCAGAAUCCCACAGAGAGGACAUCUAGUCCAAAAUCACGGAAACGCUCCCGGCUUAACAGAAAGUCAUUGCGGAGGACUCUGAAGAGUGGGCUGAGUGUGGAUGUGGUGCAGGCCCUUGGCCUCGACAGUACUAACGGGAAGGUCUGAAGCUGGUAGUUCUCAUCUGGGUGAAACUGUAGAAAGGCAGCAAUGAGGGCAUAAGGAGAGCUGCUGUAAUGAAAGGAGGAACUGUGAUAAAGACAUUUCAUGGGAUGCCUGCAACUAAAUUUGCCUGCCAAUCUGGACGCUUUAGUGGAAGAAUCAUGUACUUCCAGCUGAAAUACAAACAGCUGCAUUACUAUACAAAUUAAUGAAGUGUGUGCAUGAUAUCCAUUAGACAUAUAUCAUGAUUUGAUUGGUACAAACUUUAAUGGCAUAGUAUUAAAUACCAGCCCAUGUUUACUGAUGGAGAAUAGAUGCAUAUAUGAUCCAGUGAAUUAAAAUGUUUUAUAUUUUGACCAGGUGCACAUAUAUUAUUUUGCAUAGAGCCUUAGAUUGCAUAGAUUGGAGCACAAUUUAUUGGUCAAGGAUAUGUACAGUAUCUAAGGGUUUGAAAGGUUUUAAGGUAAUACAUUUAUUUUUUCUUCUUUUUUUUUUUUUUUUUUUUUUUUUUUUUAAGACAAACCUUUUAUAUUUUGGCCAUAUCUUUUAGAAUGGCUCGGCUCAAGGUUUGGAUCUUGGAAGCCAGUAAUUGAGAUCAGUGCAAUAGGGAAACUCAAACACACUGGUGCCCAUUAAUGAAGCUAAACCCUGGAAUAAAUGGCACUGUCAGUAAUGAUUGACCAUGGAAAACUCCUUAGUCUUGCACAGGGUUUAAUUUGUGUCUGGAAAGCUGACCCAUGUGCACCUGGGUGGUGUUCAACUGAAUAUCCUGAGUACCAAGGAGAUCUUGAUUAGAGAGGACACAAACUAGGUCACAUUUGUUUUUCUUUUAUUAAUCACAGAGCUCUCUUGAAAGGUUUGUGGAUGCUACAACAGUCCUGUAUUCUGCUGUAUCACAUUUCUGUCCUGAUAUUUAUUUAUUGUGCAGUUUUUUGAGUUCAUCUUUUUAGUUAUACCAUUUUUAUGAUGUUAUAAAAUGUGCAUGGACCACUCUGUUUCUUGCUGAAGAGAAGUGUUAAAGGCACAGUAUUUCUGUAGCAAAUUUUUAAAACCGUUACGAGCACAUAUUUUAAGGAUUUUGUUGGUAUUGCUUUUUUUUUUUUUGCACAGGGGGUUAUGGUUAGGAAUUUAGAAUCACUAUGAAUCACUCUGUUGUUUUAUGUUCGACCUUAUUACCAGUUUGCAUGAGUGCAUGUGUUCUUCACUCUGAAUGUAUCACUAUUAGAGUGUUCCAGUGCUGGACGUCCCGUCACUACUCUUGACACCUGCACAAAGAAAGGUUGUUUGCAAUGAAAUCGUUUGCAAGUACAGUGCUUCUAAUGUAUUAUGUAUUCUAAUUGUAUUGUGUUUCAGAAUUGCUUCAUAUUGAGAUGUUGGCCUUGAAGCUUUUUUAAAAAUAAAUGUUUAUUAGACUUUUA